Megalops cyprinoides (Indo-Pacific tarpon) is the source of this 2174-nucleotide messenger RNA. It is a transcript of the gene cyb561, whose product is annotated as cytochrome b561. Gene Ontology annotation, cellular component: lysosomal membrane. Gene Ontology annotation, molecular function: oxidoreductase activity. The transcript has 6 exons. The record is from RefSeq and is a predicted model, not a curated record. Bases 178 to 939 code for a protein of 253 amino acids. Lineage: Eukaryota; Metazoa; Chordata; Actinopteri; Elopiformes; Megalopidae.
GAGUGUCUUCUCGUCUCCUGUCAACGCUGCAGUGCCACUCUGUCACGACAAAAAAGCUUUCCCUUUGCUGCUGCCAGGACAGGAGCCAACGAGCACUCAUCUCCCGAAGAAAGCCGUGGGGAGUGAGGGAGCUGUUCCAGCCGUCUUCCUGCCUCUGCUCUUCGUGUCCUGUAGCCCAUGGAGGUCAGCCCUGUGGCACAGCAGGGGCCAGCGGGACUCCCCUGGUAUGUGGCGGGCUCCCAGGCCCUGGGCCUGGCCUGCGUGGUCAUCACUGGCGUGUGGAUGGGGCACUACCGGGGCGGCUACGCUUGGGACGGCUCCUCCCAUGAGUUCAACGUACAUCCCCUCUGCAUGGUGCUGGGACUGGUCUUCCUGUAUGGCGACGCCAUCCUGGUCUAUCGAGUGUUCCGGAAUGAGAGCAAACGUAGCACCAAGAUUCUCCAUGCCACGCUCCACCUCUUUGCCCUCAUUGUCAGCAUUGUCGGUUUUGUGGCGGUGUUCGACUUCCAUGCGAGCUCCAAAAUUCCCAACAUGUACUCCCUGCACAGCUGGUGUGGAAUGGUGACAUUAGUCCUAUUCUGUGUUCAGUGGCUGAUGGGCCUUGGCUUCUUCCUGUUCCCCGGGGCGUCUCCAUGGCUGCGCAGUUGGUACCUCUCCCUGCACGUCUUCUUCGGGCUGGCACUGUUUGUCCUGGCAGUGGGCACGUCUCUACUGGGAAUCACUGAGAAGCUCCUCUUUAGCAUCAAGUCCACAUACUCCACGUUUGCACCCGAGGGUGUGCUGGCGAAUACGCUGGGCCUGCUGCUGGUAGGUUUUGGGGUGCUGGUGGGAUACAUCGUAACACGGGAAGACUUCAGGCGCCCCCCACACCCAGAGGAAGAGGCCCUAUCCAUGCAUUUCAAGACCCUGACGGAAGGCGAAAGCCCCAUCUCCCCUUAGAACUCCUAUCCUGCUAUUCUCAGUCCUGCCAGAGCUCUGCACUACACACCAAUACAGAUCACUUGCAUGCUCACAGUGCCACCUUGUGUUCAGACCUAGGCAUGGACCAAGAUGGGGAAUAGGAAAGUGGCAUAAAGGUGCUGUUUAGUUUUGCUUGAUAAGGGUUUAUUAAUUGAAAUAAUUAAAAUCUGUAAUCAGGUAGUGCUGAAAAGGAAGUGCUGAAGGAGUUUGUGAAAUCCAAGGAGACACAUGCCUUUACUAUUAAUCAGUGCCAUAUCACAUCAAACUGGCCAUUCUGGUUGCAGAGACCAAAAAAACAUUAUUGCAAUCUACACACAAGAGGUGAGCACUGGCAGCAGCGACUCUUGAAAUUGGUCAUACUCAUAGAAUUUUAAAUCAAACAGAACACAUUAUUCUUUACAGCAUCUAACUUCUCUAGAAUGGUAAAAUACAUUUGAAGUGCUUUUGUUUUGGCUCUGCCAUCUAUACUUGUUCAACAACCAAAUCUCCUCACUGCAUUUAGCUCAUAGUGUCCAUACAUUUGUUGACCAAUAAAAAUUAUAGCUGUCAAUUCUUCAUAUGUGGUAGGCUAGACUUCCAGCUACCAUCUGAUCUCACACUAACCCAGAAAAGGUACAGCCUUGUAUGUUUUCAUUCUUUAAGAAACUACACUAUCUAUAUGAAGAGUGAACAAAAUCUUAACACAACAAGAAACGUUACUGCAUAGUCCUUGGACUGAUUUUGUUAGCUGAGGUGAAUUUGUGUAUAUGAUGGCCAGCUCAGCCAUUUAUCAUAUUCACUAGAUAAUACUGGCUAGCCAGACAGAAGGGAAGACAGACAAGCUAGGUAACAUUUCAGAGCCCCUCCAAUGAGGUAAGGUAGCUCAUUCCAGGGAAAUACCUGUAAUGCUCAACAACGUACUGUGUUUUCUGUUGACUUUCAUAAGAGAUAAGAUCCUCAGAUUAACAUAUACAGAUCUCACUUUUCUUACAGCAUGUUAUAUUAACUGACACUGAUAUCAAAUGACAGCUGUGUUUAGGUUUAUGCAUAAAAUAUUAAGAAUUGACAGCUAUAUUUGAAGCAUUUGUUAAACUGCCAUUGACUCCCUAGUAAAUGCACUGAAAAUUUGUUGAAUAUUGUCACACUUUACCAAUGCCUAAGCUCUGAAAAUCCUGCCUGACAUGUCUGUUAUGGAUGUCCAUUUCCUGCCAUUUAUUAGUAUACUCUCUUUGCUG